AUGGGUUGCUGCGUUAGUUCGGGGAAAUCGUCAAGUUCAGCUCAUAAAUUCGAUGCGGCAGCCGCUGAUAAGAUAUUUGGGCCGUUAACUGACAACGGAAGCAGAGAGCCGCCGUCUUCCAUGGAGGAAGAGACAGUUAAAGAAGUUCUCUCUGAAACGCAUGCUCUGAAACCACUGGCAAUUUCGCCACCGCUGAAGAAUUGCCCACCGGAAGAAGAUGAAGCCCAAAAACCUGUUGGAGAUAAGGUCACCUAUGAGAUCGAGAAGAAGCUUCCUGAAAUUCCCAUUAAUGGAAUUGUACAACAGCCUUCUGAGUUCGAUGAAAUUUCCAACCCGGACAAGUUUUUCGCCACCGCCAAUUUCACCGAUAUAAUGGACGGCGGUGAAGAGGUUCAUCAAAUGGUCUUGAAAGCACUGCCGACAAAUCAAUCAAUUCCCGGGGAAGUUGGGUUGAAAAGAAAAUUGUCACCGAACAAGACACUUAACCGGAGAUCAGACCAGUCGCCGGUCCGACGAAACAGCUUUGUUGGGUCGGCGAGAUUGGUUCAGAAAAGAGACGCAAGUCCAGCAAUGACCCAUCGAGGAUUGAGGACGGAGCCUACUCAGAAAGACCCAGAUGAGAAUUUCGGCAGGAGAUCCCGGUCCCCAGCCACCGCACGUUUCGACAGCGGAGGGUCUAGAUCCGCCCUGGGGCGGACCCCAUCUGUGAGAAAAUCAGGUAAAUCAUCGCCGCUUCGCACGCCGACAGCAAUAACACAAGCACCGGCGACCAGUCGAAAAGUAGUAGAAGAAAACAAUAUCACUGAUGGAAAUAUGAUCACUCAGAUUGAGUCACUAGAAAACCCACUGGUUUCCUUGGAAUGCUUCAUCUUCCUCUAA
Messenger RNA from Cucurbita moschata (crookneck pumpkin), 879 nucleotides. RefSeq lists its product as uncharacterized. The record is from RefSeq and is a predicted model, not a curated record. Bases 1 to 879 code for a protein of 292 amino acids. The transcript has a single exon. NCBI's taxonomy places the organism in Eukaryota, Viridiplantae, Streptophyta, Magnoliopsida, Cucurbitales, Cucurbitaceae.